Emiliania huxleyi CCMP1516 is the source of this 1573-nucleotide messenger RNA. RefSeq lists its product as hypothetical. NCBI's taxonomy places the organism in Eukaryota, Haptophyta, Isochrysidales, Noelaerhabdaceae. The record is from RefSeq and is a predicted model, not a curated record. The coding region runs from base 299 to 1294 and encodes 331 amino acids. The transcript has 2 exons.
GGAGAUCUCUUACUCGCCGGCCUCAUGGCGGCUUACACCAAAAACGGCAUUUUCGCUUCCCUGUUCAUUUUACACAGCGUCUCCGCCGCGCCCAAGCCUUGGUACUACGCGCUCUACGUUCCAGGGUCUGGUUGGGGCGUCUUUUCCACGUGGGACCUCUGCGCAGCGCACGGCGCCGUCGGGGGCUCGAGGGCGCGCCACAAGAAGUACCGCGACAUCCAAGAGGCGCUUGGACGCCCUCCUCAUGGGCUAGCUAAGCUCAAAAAGAAUUUUACAAAAGAAUUGCGGCCCUUCAAACAUGUCGGACUCGAAGGAGAAGGAGAACGCCGCCCCACUGCCGCCGCCGCCCACCGCGCUCGCAAACGUCAAGCGCUCCCUCCUCGAGAAGAAGCGCGCGCUCUCUGCGCUCGGCACGUCCCUCUUCCAUCCGCCGGCCUAUGAGGACUACGUCGGCACGCCCCACGCCAUCAAGCGCAAGCGGGCCAGGGCGGCCGCCAAGCGGCACAGCGCCUUGGUCGAGGCAGCGGAGGUGGGCUCGUCGCCCGGCGAGGUAGACGCCGCGUCCAAGAUCGACUGGCCGAGCGAGGUGCGCGCCGAGCUCGCCGGCGCGCAGCGCAGCAUCAAGCUGGCCGUCUCCGAGGUUGCCUCGCGAGCGGACCACCAGGCGGACCGCCUGUUUGACGCCCUCGACUCGGUCGCCCGUCGCGUCAAGGACGGGGCAAACAGCCUGAAGGCAAAAUUGCCCAUCAGCGCCACGCCCGUCGGCGGCGGCGGCGACGUCGUGCAGAGCGGCGUCGCGUCAGUCAUCGGCAGUGCGGCAUCCGCCGCCGCCGCCGCCGCCGCCGCCGCCGAGGGCGCCGCCGCUGGUGCGGGCAGGGCUGCAGAGGCGGCGGCCGCAGCGGCUGGGGAGCGGAUGGAGGAGCUGGCCAGCGCAGCCGCUGUGGCGACAGACGCGGCCGAAGCGGCGGCAGGCCACGCGGCGGCGGCGGCGGCGCAGGCGGCGGCGGCGGCGCAGGCGGCCACCGACGAGGCGGCAAAGGCGGCGGCAGAGGCGGCGGCCGACGCGGCGGCGGCGGCGGCGGACGCGGCGGUGUUGGUGAGCACGGCACUUGAGGGCACAGUCGAGGAGACGGCAGGCGCCAUCAAGGUGAUCCUCGAGGAGGGCGCAGAGUCUGUCGAGCAGCAGCUCGAGGCGGCCGAGUCGGCACUCAGUGCGACGGUGAGCACGGCGGCGGCGAGCAUCGAGGCGGUCGUCGGCGCGGGGCUGGGCUUCGAUGGCGCCGACGCUGAGUAGGAGCAGCGGGUUCCAGACGACCCACGGUGCGAGCCUUGGCAAAGGCAUUGUACUCUCGGACGCCGGAGAGCGACUGAGAGCGAACUCCCUCUCGAUCCCUCGCAGCACAGUGAGUGCGGGGGUUUCCUGUGGAUCUCUCUCUCUCUCACUCUGAUUCUGAUGAGAUGAUAUCGCCCUCACACACGAGGGUCGAGCGUGUGUCUCUCCACGGCACUGUGCGUAUAACGUAUAAAGGACGAUUGGGAGUAUAUUCUAACGUGUUAAACCGUAAACGUGUGU